This is a messenger RNA of Lacerta agilis (Sand lizard), 2301 nucleotides long. RefSeq names its product guided entry of tail-anchored proteins factor 4 (gene GET4). The record is from RefSeq and is a predicted model, not a curated record. Bases 63 to 1043 code for a protein of 326 amino acids. Gene Ontology annotation, biological process: protein insertion into ER membrane. The transcript has 9 exons. Gene Ontology annotation, cellular component: cytosol; BAT3 complex. Gene Ontology annotation, molecular function: protein binding. NCBI's taxonomy places the organism in Eukaryota, Metazoa, Chordata, Lepidosauria, Squamata, Lacertidae.
GCGCCGCGUUGCGUGAGGCAACUCUGGCCGUCUUGUGUGGCGUUUCUCCCCGCCCCGCAGUCAUGGCGGCGGAGCAAGAGGCCUUGAAGGGCGGCAGCGCCGUCAGCGGCCGGAACCGGGGCGGCGUCCAACGGGUCGAGGGCAAGCUCCGCGCCAGCGUGGAAAAAGGAGACUAUUACGAGGCACACCAGAUGUACCGGACGCUGUUCUUCAGGUACAUGUCACAAGGCAAACAUGUGGAAGCUAGAGAACUCAUGUAUUCGGGGGCCCUCUUGUUCUUCAGUCACAAUCAACAAAACAGCGCUGCUGAUUUGUCCAUGCUAGUUCUAGAGACGCUAGAGAAAUCGGAUGCAAAAGUUACAGAUGAGCUAUUAGAGAACCUGGCCAAAGUGUUCAGCCUGAUGGAUCCAAAUUCGCCUGAAAGAGUGGCCUUUGUUUCCAGGGCGCUGAAAUGGUCUAGUGGCGGAUCAGGAAAACUUGGGCAUCCAAAAUUACACCAGUUGCUAGCCAUCACGCUGUGGAAAGAGCAAAACUAUUGUGAAUCUCGGUAUCACUUCUUGCACUCCACAGACGGUGAAGGGUGUGCAAACAUGUUGGUAGAAUAUUCCUCAUCCAGGGGUUACCGCAGUGAAGUGGACAUGUUUGUCGCUCAGGCAGUGUUACAAUUCCUGUGCUUGAAGAACAAAAGCAGUGCAUUAGUGGUUUUUACGACCUAUACACAGAAGCAUCCUUCCAUAGAAAGGGGACCUCCCUUUGUACAGCCAUUGCUCAAUUUCAUUUGGUUUCUGCUGCUGGCAGUUGAUGGAGGAAAACUAACAGUAUUUACAGUAUUGUGUGAACAGUAUCAACCUUCAUUGAAGAGGGAUCCUAUGUAUAAUGAAUAUCUAGACAGGAUAGGACAGCUCUUCUUUGGUGUCCCACCCAAACAAACAUCAUCCUAUGGAGGACUAUUAGGCAAUCUUUUAAACAGCCUGAUGGUAGCUGGGGAGGAGGAUGACACGGAAGAUGGACAGGAAGACAGCAGCCCCAUUGAACUGGAUUGAGACCUUCCAGAGCAGCUUGGAAUCUGACCAUGUGCUCACUGGGGGAUAAAAGAAAGAAAAGACACUUUGAGAACGAGUCCUGCAGUCGUUUCUCAACAGGUCAAAGGGCUCCUCUGUUCUGUUUAAAAGACAGUUGCUGAGAUGUUCAUAAUGUUUUGGUCUAUAUUAUUUAUGUAAAAAUGCAAUGGGGUAGCCAAGAGAGCUGAUUUGGUGUGAUCAUUAGUGGAUCUCUGAUAACGCUGGUUGGUGAUGGACUGAGAUGUAGCCUUCUCUGUGAUUCCAUGAGCAGUAUUCCCUCUUUUCACAGUCACACUGAAUAAAGCUGAAACACACAUUUGUUGCUUUACAUUUUUUUUAAAAAAAAACUACACCUUUGUUUCAGUAAACUAAUAAAUAAAGCGCUUAACUGUCACCAAGGGGCCCCGUGAAAUGCAGAGUUGUAACUGCUGUAGUGGAUGAUCGGUAGACCCGGUGCCAAAAGCGUUUCGAGAUGAGCCAAAGAAAUCAAAACCCUAAGCAGAAAUACCAAAUUAAUUUCCAUUGUAGAAAAUUAUAUGAUUUGGAAACCCAGGGUGAUUUUGAAUAUAGCGUGUGGGCUGUGAACUGACCAAAUCAUCUUUAAGGUCUUGCUCCACUUUAAUAUAUGUAAUUUAAUGCGAGUGGAUCACUUGAAUACCGAAGGCUUAAUCAAAGUAGACCCUCUCUGAGUCCAGUUAACACUGUAUGUAUAUGUACUGUGGCUGAAAUACUCUUCAUUCCCUGAGAGACAGCUUUUUUUUUUCCUGCACCCAUUCAAUGAUCUUGCUACAACCCAGCCAAAACACUGCAUUUUGGCAGACGAAACAGAGCAUGCAAAUAUUUGAAACAGGGUGAUCCUUGGAGAAGGGGAAGCUGCAGACCUCUUGGUUCUUUCUUGUUCAAUAUUUAUUUUUAUGGGAUGAUUUAUUGAUUCAUUUUAACACUUUAUGUAAAAAAAGAAAAGAACAAAAUUACAAGUAACUGCAAACCACAUGUUAGGCUUAAUAUAAUUCUACAUCUUGUCUCCAUUAAUGCACAACACCAGAUGUUAGCGGUAUGAUUAAAAGAUGAAAUGGGGGAAACACUUUAUUUUUUCACAUUUAAAAUUUUAAAAAGGCUUAGAUUAAUACAGUGAUCAUGCAUGAGGGGGAAUAAUACAUUUUUAUUUACUGUAAAAAUAAAAAUAAAAGGAUGAAUUUGUGUUAAUUGUUGAGUAUUAAAUAAAUACUUUAUACUGGGA